This is a messenger RNA of Heterotrigona itama, 489 nucleotides long. Lineage: Eukaryota; Metazoa; Arthropoda; Insecta; Hymenoptera; Apidae. The record is from the annotation of a GenBank genome assembly.
AUGAAGAAAAUAUUGCGAAUAGAACCUCGUACUGGACGACUAAAGAAAUUAAAGGAAACAGAAGAAAAGAUCCUAAUCUGCCAUAUUCAAGAAGAUUCCUUCACUUCCGGAUCACAAUUGGCGUUAAUGGCAGCAACACUGUUUGACAAAAAAGUGCGUCCAGAAUUAUGUCGUAGAUUGCUCAGAAAAUAUAAUUCAAAUGCACGAGUUCCAAGGAGAAAAAACUCCAUUUAGUAAAAAGAAUAAAGUUUUAUAUUUAAAGUAGGCCAAAGGAUUUACUGACAAAAAUAAUUACUUCUGGAGUAUGGUGUUGUUCCCCGAUGAAAGUAAAUUUGAUGUUUUUGGUUCUCUUAUUGAGAAGAACAAAUACAGAAUAAAAUCCAAAAAAUUUUAUGGUUUAGAUUAAGUUUAAGUUAGGUUUAAGUUAAGUUCAUAUUUAUUUAUAAUAAAAUAUGGUGAAAGAUUGGUGAUGGUAUAGGUUUAAGUUAG